GUAGCCAUACAGCAGUGAUUCUCUAUUAUAUAUAAUUAAUUCGUAUACAGUGUAAUAACCUUUAUUUGUAUUAUUAUUUUAGUGUUGAUAGAGCGGGAGGAUGAGGGGGCUGCUGUUGUGGGCGCUGUGUGUGUGGAGCUCGGUGAUGUGUUUACCUCAGACCGGGAGGAACCGGAGGCAGGGGCAGGAGCAGAUGAUGAUGACCGAUUUUGCGCUACUAGGGAGCGGAUACACACCGACCAGUGUGGGGGGCUGCGCUGACAACGGGCGCACCUACCGGGUCCAUGAGCAGUGGGAGCGCGCACAUUUGGGCGGCACUUUACUGUGCACGUGCGGCAGGUCAGGGGGCGUCACCUGCGAGACCAAACCCGCUGCCGAGGAGACGUGCCACGAUAAAAUCAACAUGAGGUCGUACCGCGUGGGCGAGACGUACGAACGGCCGAAGGACGGGAUGAUCUGGGACUGCACCUGCAUCGGCUCAGGGAGGGGCAAGAUCAGCUGCACCAUCGCGAAUCGCUGCCACGAGGGCGGACGCUCGUACCGGAUCGGAGAGACCUGGACCCGACCCCACGACACGGGCGACUACAUGCUGGAGUGCGUGUGUCUCGGGAACGGCAAGGGCGAGUGGACCUGCAAACCCAUCGCCGAGCGGUGCUACGAUACGUCUCUGGGCACGUCCUACGUGGUGGGGCAGACGUGGGAGAAACCCUACCAGGGCUGGAUGGUCGUGGACUGCACGUGCCUGGGCGAGGGAAACGGGCGCAUCACCUGCACCUCCAGAAAUCGCUGCAACGACCAGGACGCCAGGAAGGCCUACCGCAUCGGCGAGACCUGGACCAAGAGGGACGCGCAGGGCCACGCGCUGCAGUGCAUCUGUACCGGAAACGGGCGCGGCGAGUGGAAGUGCGAGAGGCACACGUCGGCGCACGCCGGCCUCGGUACUGGCACCAGCACGGCCUUGUCGACCCGGGUUAGGCCCGUCACUCAGCAGCUGAACGUCCUUCCCGAUCUGGUCGAGGAGGUGGGCGUGUGCCGGGCGGGAUCUGGCGCCUCCUAUCACACGGGCAUGAGCUGGGUACAGACGCAGGGCAGCCAGCAGAUGAUCUGCACCUGUAUUAAUGGAGGGAUCAGCUGUGAGGAGUGGGACGGUCAGUCUCACGUGUACGGCGGGAGCUCCAAGGGCCAGCCGUGCGUGUUCCCCUUCGUGUACGGCGGGAAAACUCACUACUCGUGCGUCUCCGAAGGCCGGACCGACGGUCAGCUGUGGUGCAGCACCACCUCCAACUACGACGACGACCGCCAGUACUCGUUCUGCACCCAGAGGAACCUGAUGGUGACGACCCGCGGCGGGAACUCGAACGGGGCGCUGUGCACGUUCCCCUUCCUGUACAACGGCCGGAACUACACGGACUGCACGGCCGACGGCCGACGCGACGGCAUGAAGUGGUGCGGCACCACCGCCGACUACGACGGGGAGCACCGCUACGGCUUCUGUCCCAUGGCGGCCCACGAGGAGGUCUGCACGGUGAACGACGUCAUUUACCGCCUGGGCGACCAGUGGGACAAGCGGCACGACACCCUGGGUCACAUGAUGCGCUGCACGUGCUCGGGUAACGGGCGUGGCGAGUGGAGCUGCGUGGCCUACUCGCAGCUCAGAGACCAGUGCAUCGUGGACGGACACACGUACGAGGUGAACCAGAGGUUCGACAAGCGCCACUCUGAGGGCUACAUGAUGAACUGCACGUGCUUGGGUCAGGGCCGCGGCCGCUGGAAGUGUGACGCCGUCGAUCAGUGCCAGGAACCCGAGAGCAAAGCCUUUUAUCAGAUCGGUGAGGCGUGGGAUAAGGUCAUCCAGAACGUCCGCUAUCGAUGCUCCUGCUAUGGUAACGGCAUCGGAGAGCUCUCCUGCGAGCCUCUGGGCUCCAGCGUUCCAGUCCGCGUGAUCAUCACGGAGUCCGGAAACCAGCCCGACACGCACCCCAUCCAGUGGAAUCCACCAUCAACAGCGCACAUCACUCAGUACAUCCUGAAGUGGAAAGUGAAAAACACCCGAACCCCGUGGAAAGAGAUCGUGGUUCCUGGACACGUCACCGUCUACACCAUUUCAGGACUCAAACAAGGUCUGACCUACGAGGGUCAGCUGAUCAGCAUCCUGCGCAGCGGUCGCAGAGAGGUGACCCGAUUCGAAUUCACCACCUCCGCCGGUUCUCUGAUAUCUACUGAAGGCGUGACCAGUCAGCCCGUCCCGGAGGUGGCCACCUCGGAAUCCGUCACCGAGAUCACGUCCAGCAGUUUCGUCAUCUCCUGGGUGUCUGCGUCCGACACCAUCUCUGGGUUCAGGGUGCGGUACGAACUCUCGGAGGACGGAGCCAAACCCAACACCAUCGAUCUCCCGCGCACACAAACAUCGGUGAACAUCGACAACCUGCUGCCAGGCAGAACGUACCAGGUUCAGGUUUAUGAGGUGGAGCCAGAGGGAGAUGCCAACCUCAUCCUGACCACCACUCAGACCACCGCUCCUGAUACUCCUACUGACCACAGAGUGUCUGAUGUUGGUGAAACGUCCAUCAUGAUCUCAUGGACCAAACCACGAGCACCGAUCACCGGUUACCGUGUGGUGUACACUCCCUCCGUUGAGGGCAGCAGCACUGAGCUGAUCCUACCUGAGAGCGAUACCUCGGUGAACCUGGUGGACCUCAGACCCGGCUUGGUGUAUAACGUCACCAUCUACGCCCUGAAGGAGAACCUGGAGAGUGAACCUGUGGUACUGCAGGUGAACACUGCAGGGGAGUCACAGCCAGAGGAGGUCCAGGCUCCGACCGAGCUGCAGUUCUACGAGGUCACCGACGUGAAGAUCACCAUCACCUGGACCGGGCCACCCAUGGAGGUCUCCGGCUACCGCGUGACCUUCGAACCCGUGAGCCGAGACGGUCGCCCACAGAGGGCGCUGCAGCUGCCCGUCACGCCCAACGCCUACGCGGAAAUCACCCACCUGCAGCCCGGUGCGCUGUACCGCUUCCACGUCUACGCCGUCCACGCAGGAGCCGAGAGCCAGCCGCUGGUGGGAGAGGGGUCCACCAAACCCGACGCUCCCACCAACCUGGGCUUCCCGGAUGUCACGGAGGACAGCGUACUGGUCGUGUGGUCCGCCCCGCAGGCCCGGAUCACGGGCUAUCGCCUCGUGGUCACUUCCGAGGACUCCGCGUCUCCUAGGACGGCCAGGAUCCGCCCCGGCGAGACCCAGUACAAGGUGGAGAGCCUGCAGCCGGACACGGAGUACACCGUCACGCUGCACUCGGAGCAGGGCGACACGCUCAGCGGGGCCGUGUCGGGGACCGUCACCACCACCGUGCCGUUCGGAAACGCUCCUCGCUUCACCACGGACGUCAGCGACACCUCCAUCAUCGUCUCCUGGACUCCUGUACCACGCUUCAGCUACCAGAUGUCGGUGAAGCCCAGCCAGGGCGGCGAGGCACCUCGGGUGGUCACCUCGGGUACGGGAAGCAUCUACAUCUCGGGCCUCACCCCCGGAGUGGAGUACGCGUACAGCCUGCAGCCCGUCUUCAACGGGCGCAAGCAGGGCGACCCCAUCGCCCGCAACGUCGUCACACCUCUGUCGCCACCGACCGAUCUCGAUCUGGUCUCCAACCCGGACUCGGGGGACCUGAGCGUGCGCUGGCGCGGCACCGCCACGCCCGACAUCACAGGGUACCGGGUGACGUGCACGCCCACUGCUGGCCAGCGAGGGAACUCUCUGGAGGAGUUCGUGAGAGGCGGGCAGACGCAGUGGACCCUGGAGAACCUGAGCCCCGGUGUGGAGUACAACGUCAGUGUCUACACCGUCAAGGAUCAGAUGGAGAGUGAACCCACCUCCUCCACCAUCACUCAGGACGUGCCGAGGGUGAGAGACCUCGGCUACCAUAACGUCACCGACACCACCAUCGCGAUCAAAUGGACGCGGCUGAGCCACGACGCCGUCACCGGGUACCGCAUCAGCGUGGUGGCCGCCGGGGAGAGUUUACCCAUACUGGAGGACUCGGUGGAUUCCACCACCACCGUUUAUACGGUCCGGGGGCUGGAGCCCGGCGUCGACUACCACAUCGGCGUCAUCGCGCUGACCGAGGAGGGGGAGAGCCAGCCGACCACCGUCACGCAGCAGACGCGAUCGGCCGUUCCUUCUCCCACCGACCUGAACUUCGGCGAGGUCGGCCCGGACUCCACGCGCGUCUCCUGGACCCGGCCGGCGGUCCGCCAGUCGGAGAUCAGCCGCUUCGUGAUUCGCUAUUACCCCAGCCACGACGGUAACGACCUGCAGGAGGUGAAUGUGGGCGGAGCCACCAGCACCGUCCUCCUCUCAAACCUGCUGCCCGUGACCGAGUACCUGGUGAGUGUGGUGACGGUGUACGAUGAGACCGAGAGCGCCCCGGUGACCGGCAGACAGACCACCGCCCUGGACUCUCCCACCGACCUGGACUUCUCAGACGUCUUCACCAACUCCUUCACCGCUCACUGGGUCGCCCCGCGCGCCUACAUCACCGGCUACAAGCUGGUGUACGAGGCUGCCGGCGGGGGGCGCCGCCAGGAGGAGCGCCUGCCGCCCAGCCGCACCCGCUACACGCUCGGCAACCUGCAGCCCGAUACAGUCUACACACUGCACAUCUACGCCGUCAACAACCGGCAGGAGAGCCAACCGCUCACCGGCACCCAGUCUACUAUUUCGGAUGCUCCCACUGAUCUGAAGGUGACUUCAUCCAGCCCGAAGAGCAUCACCAUCUCCUGGGACGCUCCCGCUAUUCCAGUACGCUACUACAGGAUCCAGCACGGAGAGACCGGAUCAAGAGUUGAUGACGAGGAGUUUAAAGUGCCUGGUUCAGACACAACAGCCACCAUCGACGGCCUGAGUCCGGGGACCGAGUACACCAUCACUGUAUAUGCGGUCACAGGCAGGGGAGACAGUCCAGCAUCCAGCACACCGACCAUCAUCACACACCGCACUGGCACCCAUGGUGCUCCAUCCCCUUCUGACCUAGAUGUGAGUGACCUUCAGGAUGGAGAGCUCGUAGUGCGUUGGAGUCCCGCUCAUGGCCCCAUCACUGGCUACAAGGUCUCAGGGGCCCCCAUUAGUGGCGUGGGGCCCACUUUCUCUGAGGUUGUAGGACCCGAUCGGACGGAGCUGAGAGUACCGGGGUUGAGGCCGACGGUGGAAUACACCAUCAGCGUCUACGCUAUCGGGCGUGACGGACAGACCACCCCGGUGGUGGAGAAGCACACCAAGGGCCACGGUCCUGUAACAGCGGACAGUCCCAAAGAGCUGACCUUCUCCGACGUGGACUCCACCUCCGUGCGCGUGUCCUGGCGCCCCCCGGCCGGCCGCGUGACCUCGUACCGCGUGCUGUACUCCGGCCCCGCGGAGGGCGAGCGCGAGCUGCUCCCGGCCCCGAGGGGGACCGACAACGACGCGCUGCUGCGGGACCUGAGACCCGGGACGCGGUACACGGUCCGAGUGCUGGCCACCACCGAUCGCGGCUCCACCGCGGUCAUGGAGGGGACUCACGCCACCGGUGUCCCCGCUCCCAGCCACAUCCAGUUCAGAGACGUGGGCCCGUCCACCUUCGUGGUGGUGUGGAGGGCGCCGGGAGUCCGGCUGAGCGGCUACCGCGUCCUCGUCACUCCCAAGAACAACGACGCGGCACCUAAGGAGUUGAACGUGGCGCCGGACUCCACGCAGGUCAUCGUCACUGGACUGCUGGUCGCCGCGCCGUACGAGGUCCGCGUGCACGCGCUGAAGGACUCGAUCAGCAGUCCGCCGCUCAUCGGGGAGGUCUCUACCGGCGAAGACGUCAGUCCACCCAAGCGGCCCCGUGUCACCGAGGUCAGGGACACCAGCGUCACCGUCACCUGGCGCACCAAGGACGAGCCGAUAACGGGCUUCCUCAUCGAGGCCACGCCCAGCUCCGGAGGCCACGCGCCCGUCAGGAAGGCCGUCCCGGCGGAGCACCGCGUAGCCACCGUCACAGGUCUGCAGCCGGGCGUCGUGUACGUCAUCAACAUGUACACGCUGAACGGAGAGAACCGCAGCCCACCCUUCACGCUCACCGCCACCACGGCUCGCUCAGCCCUCCAGUCGCCCACCGAUCUCCGGUUCACCUCGCUGACCCCCAGCUCCAUCGGCUUCGCCUGGCAGCCCCCCACGGCCCGCGUCACCGGGUACCACGUCACCUACGAGGAAGCCGGAGGCUCGCCGCGCGAGCUCACGCCACGCCCACACGCCGGCGCCAACUACGCCACCGUCACAGGUCUGAGACCGGCUACCGAGUACAUCGUCAAGAUCAUCGCUCUGCAGGACACGCUGAGGAGCCCACCGCUGGUGGGUAAAGCCAGGACCCAGGAAACGUCCUCGCUGCCUGUGCCGCCGCGCCGCGAAACCUACGACCGCCUAGACGUCCCCGAAACGGACGCAGACACCCACGGCGACACCGUGAACGUGGCCGGGCCGACGGUCAAGCCCGACCCGGACGCCGGAGGUCAGGGUAUGGAGUACACCGAAUACAACAACCUGCCUCACGGGGGGCGUCAGACGGGCCCCUACCUGGGCCAGACGCUGAUCUACGUGUCCGCUCCGGGCCCGGACGGGUCCCGGACGCCCGAGCUGGUGCGGGUGAGCGACAGGAACGCUCAAGGUUUCCUCUUUCCAGAGAAUAAGACGGGGACGGCUCAGGAGGCCCAGACUCAGACCACCGUCGCCUGGCAACCCUUCCAGCAAAGCAGUGCCUACCUGGUGUCCUGCCAUCCCAUCACACAGCGCCAAGAGAAGAUGUUCCAGAUGCGCCUCCCUGCCACCAGCACCAGCGCCACGCUGAUCGGCCUGACGUCCGGAGCCUCGUACCGCGUCCUGGUGGAGGCCCUGAAGGGGGUGCUCAAGCACAAGAUCCUCGACGAGGUCAUCACCGCCGGCAACACAGCUCCGGACGGCGUCCCGAGCGGCACCGCCGACGAUUCCUGCUACGACACGUUCACGGCCACCAGCCACCGCGUAGGAGGCGAAUGGGAGCGCAUGUCCGAGACCGGGUUCAAGCUCUGGUGCCGGUGCCUGGGCCUGGGCAGCGGACACUUCCGAUGCGACUCCUCCAGAUGGUGCCACGAUAACGGGAACAACUACCGUAUCGGCGAGAGGUGGGACCGACAGGCCGAGAACGGACACCUGAUGAGCUGCACCUGCCUGGGUAACGGCAAGGGAGAGUUCAAGUGUGAACCACACGAGUCCACGUGCUACGACGACGGGAAGACGUACCGGGUCGGAAACCAGUGGCAGAAGGAAUAUCUGGGAGCGAUCUGCACGUGUACGUGCUACGGCGGUCAGCAGGGCUGGCGCUGCGAGAACUGCAGGAAGCCCGGCGCCGAGAUCGCCAGUCACCUGCUCCGGCCGGUGCGGUACGGAGACGGUAGCAUCCGCAAAGUGAACAUCCAGUGCCCGAUCGAAUGCCUCCGUCCGGAACUCCUGGCCGACGCCGUGGCCAAUCCGAACCCCCGAGAGUAAAGAAACCUCCGUACCGAGACCGCACCGACCCCGUAGUGCCUCACAGCCGUGCGACCGGCCGCCGCCAUCACCGCUGCUGCUUAUCGGCCAAUCGAAGACGCAGACACGCCGCCAUCACCGCUUCUCGUUUUAACGAUUCCUUAUCGGCCGUCGUGCCGUUCAGGCUCCCGAUUGGCUGUUAUUAUUUUUUUGUUUCGUUUUAUCUUAUUUUUCAAGGGUACUGAAUAAUAAUAAAAAUAUUCCACCUCAUCAGUGUUACCAAAAAUCCUCAUUAAUUAUCAACGAAUACGUCUGGUGUUGUAAUUGUAUUAAGAAUGACCAAAACAAUCAAGCACUGAAUGUUAAGAAUGUUCUAGACUACGUCGUUUUUAUUCGUUCUUCCUCUCGACUCACGUUCGCUUCACGCUGCACCGUUUUUCUUUAAAAUUGGACCUUAAUUUUGCUCAUUUGCUUAAAACUUUUGUAAUCUUUGGUUCACUUUUGUAACGCAAAUUAAGAAUGUAAUUGCACUGUAGGUGCAAAAACUCACUACUGUUAAAUUCCCAUUUUUAAUAAAGUUUACAAAUGAA
Trichomycterus rosablanca is the source of this 8106-nucleotide messenger RNA. It is a transcript of the gene fn1b, whose product is annotated as fibronectin 1b. Gene Ontology annotation, cellular component: extracellular region. Gene Ontology annotation, molecular function: extracellular matrix structural constituent; proteoglycan binding; integrin binding. The transcript has 45 exons. Gene Ontology annotation, biological process: cell-matrix adhesion; cell-substrate junction assembly; heart development. The record is from RefSeq and is a predicted model, not a curated record. NCBI's taxonomy places the organism in Eukaryota, Metazoa, Chordata, Actinopteri, Siluriformes, Trichomycteridae. Bases 101 to 7537 code for a protein of 2478 amino acids.